CUGCCAUGGCGGAUGAUAAUAAGGCAACUGCCUGUGCAAGAAGGAACCAACAAUUGAAACGUUGGGCGGACUCUGAUACAAAUAGGGAAUCGAUUGGCGUUCGAGACCGACCUAAAAGAGUUAAUUUUCAGGAUGGUGUCUUUUUAGCAGCGUGUUCUAGGGGAGAUAAAGACGAAGUGAUAAAACUGUUGGCUCGAGGAGCAGAUAUUAACACCGCCAAUGUGGAUGGGCUUACCGCUCUACACCAGGCAUGUAUUGAUGACAAAAUUGACAUGGUGAAGUUUCUUGUUGAUAAUGGUGCUGAUGUUGAUGUCUGUGAUAAUGAAGGUUGGACACCUCUUCAUGCUACAGCUUCAUGUGGCUUUAAUGACAUUGCACAAUAUCUUAUCAGCACCUGUGCCAAUAAAGCUGCUGUUAACAAUGAUGGCGAUCUUCCUCUUGAUAUAUGUGAAGAAGCCAAAAUGGAAAAGUUGCUUCAAGAAGAAAUGAAUCGCCAAGGUGUGGAUGCUGAAGCAGCACGACUAGAAGAGGAAGAAAUGAUGCUUUCUGAUGCUAACCAAUGGUUAAAUUCCGAUUGUGUGACAGAGCGGCCUCAUGCAAAAACAGGUGCUGUUGCUCUUCAUGUAGCAGCAGCAAAGGGCUAUAUCAAAGUUAUGCAUUUAUUAAACCAAGCAAAAGCUAAUGUAAAUAUCAAAGACUCAGAUAGUUGGACUCCUCUUCAUGCAGCAGCUCACUGGGGCCAGGAAAGAGCUUGCAAAAUAUUAGCUGAAAAUUUCUGUGAUAUGGACUCAAAAAACAAUGCAGGGCAAACUGCCUUUGAUGUUGCUGAUACUGAACUUCUUUCUUUACUUGAAGAACUCAAAAAGAAACAAGCUAAGCUUAGAGAUAAAUAUAUGCAUAUGAUCAGUGUAAGUCUUAAAGAAUUCUCUUCAAUUUAUUUUGUUUCCCGUUUUACGUCGAACACGAAUCUAACAUCAGAGGAAGCAUGUGUAUCAGGAAUAUAUUGA
Molecule: messenger RNA, 1007 nt
Organism: Octopus sinensis (East Asian common octopus)
Lineage: Eukaryota; Metazoa; Mollusca; Cephalopoda; Octopoda; Octopodidae
Product: protein phosphatase 1 regulatory subunit 12A-like
Cellular component (GO): cytoplasm
Molecular function (GO): phosphatase regulator activity; enzyme inhibitor activity; protein binding
Source: RefSeq, a predicted model, not a curated record